GUUCUCGGGGUUUCAGCAGUCCUUCUGACACCACCAUAGCCCCGGGAGCAUGGAGCCUGGGCUACGGCCGCGAUCCGCUCACAGGCAGCGUUCUCAAUAUUGAGCCGAACCAGAAUGAAAGGAUUAAGCGGGAGACUCUAACCCAACUGGAACGUCAGCCUGGGCCGAGGGGAGCCCCAGCAGGGGGGACAGAAGAUAAAAGGUGGCCAUUCAGCCUCCACUUGGAAGAUAUCCAUUGAUGAGGAACUCAUUUCAUUCUACAGAAGAAUGCUGAAUUUGGAGUUUCCUUACAUUUUGUGUGGACUGAAACAUGUUCUUGUCUUCCCCAGUGGCAUGUUUUGUUGGUGAUAUACAAAGAGGCUGAUGUGUUUUAUUGGAGCCUCCACCUAAAUGGGUCCAGUCAUGCCUCCCAGUAAGAAGCCAGAGGGCUCAGGAAUUAGUGUUUCCAGUGGCCUGAGCCAGUGUUACAGAAGUAGUGAUUUGUCCAAGGCCCUUCAUGAUGACGAUGACCUCGACUUUGCCUUGCCUGCCAUCCGAUUAGAAAAGGGGGCGAUGGAAGAUGAAGAGCUCACUAACUUGAACUGGUUGCAUGAGAGUAAGAACUUGCUAAAAAGCUUCGGGGAUUCAGUCCUCAGAAGUGUCAGCCCUGUUCAGGACAUUGAUGAUGACACUCCCCCAUCUCCUGCUCACUCUGAUAUGCCCUAUGAUGCCAGGCAGAACCCCAACUGUAAACCUCCUUAUUCUUUUAGCUGCCUCAUAUUUAUGGCCAUUGAAGACUCUCCAACUAAGCGACUACCAGUAAAGGAUAUAUACAACUGGAUCUUGGAACAUUUUCCAUAUUUUGCAAAUGCACCCACGGGGUGGAAAAACUCAGUGAGACAUAAUUUGUCAUUGAAUAAGUGUUUUAAGAAAGUGGAUAAAGACCGAAGCCAGAGUAUUGGAAAAGGGUCCUUGUGGUGUAUAGACCCAGAAUAUAGACAAAAUCUCAUACAGGCCUUGAAAAAGACACCCUAUCACCCAUAUUCACAUGUGUUUAAUACACCUCCCACAUCUCCUCAGGCAUAUCAAAGCACAUCAGGUCCACCUAUCUGGCCGGGAAGCACCUUUUUCAAGAGAAAUGGAGCCCUUCUGCAAGAUCCUGACAUUGAUGCUGCCACUGCCAUGAUGCUUUUGAAUACUCCCCCUGAGAUACAAGCAGUCCCUCCAGGAGUAAUACAAAAUGGAGCCCGGGUUCUGAGUCGAGGUAUGUUCCCUGGAGUUAGACCACUGCCAAUCCACCCCAUCGGAAUGGCGGCUGCUGUGAGGAAUGGUGUGACCAGUUGUCGGAUGAGGACAGAAAGUGAGCAGUCCUGUGGCUCUCCAGUUGUUAGUGGUGACCCAAAGGAAGAUCACAAUUAUAGUAGUGCCAAAUCUUCCAAUCCCAGGAGCACCUCCCCAGCCAGUGACUCCAUUUCUUCUUCUUCUGCUGAUGACCAUUAUGAGUUUGCUACAAAGGGCAGCCGUGAGGGCAGUGAGAUUAGCUUCCAGAGCCAUGAGAGCCAUAGUGAAACUGAAGAGGAUGACAGGAAGCAUAACAGAAAGGAGACCAAGGAUUCUUUAGCUGACAGUGGGUAUGCGUCCCAGCACAAGAAAAGGCAGCAUUUAUCCAAGGUGAGGAAAGUCCCUAGUGAUACACUGCCCCUUAAAAAGCGACGCACGGAGAAGCCCCCAGAGAGUGAUGAUGAGGAGAUGAAGGAAGCAGCUGGAUCUCUCUUACACUUAGCAGGAAUCCGAUCCUGCUUGAAUAACAUCACCAAUCGGACGGCAAAGGGACAGAAAGAGCAAAAGGAAACCACAAAAAAUUAAAACAAAUCACUGAUUUGUUUUGAACUUACUAAAAAAAUUUUUUUGUUUCAGCACGUCAGGAGAAUUCUAAUGAUUUGUGGCAAUAUCAACAAUUUUUUUUUUCCCUUUUGGUUUGGUUUAGGGUUUUUUUUUUUAUUUUUGUUUUUUUUUUUUUUUGGACCCUUAAAAUUUUUUAUUUUUAAAGGAGAUUGAAGCCAUAGAACUCAUACUGACACUCAGCUGUUUUACAAAAGCUUUUCAUUAUCUGAAGACAAAACCAUAAAAGCCAAAAUUUACAUUGCUUUCUCCAGCUUGUCAGAAGUACAUGGUUGAAUAUGCUGUGACACCCGCUUUAAUGCAAUGGAAGUACAAUUUGGCAUCAGUUAUUCCUUGGCUCCUAGAGGAGAUGUGCACAAAUCAGUCAUUGGUUAGGCCCAACCCCUAGGAUUAAGAAAUUAAAAUGAUCACAUGAUUGGGUUAAUGAAUUGAAUGUGAAUAAGGAGAUUUGGGGAAAGCAGGAAACCCUUCCGUCUUGACAGAAUCAAGAACCUGCCAGUGGCACUAUGGUUUCCAGUGAUACCGUUGCAAGUCUGGAGUUGCCACAUGUCAGGCACAGUUGUUUUCUGCUUUUACAUACCCUUGUGGCUUGAAAAUAUAAAGACUGAUGCCUUUUAAGUGGUGGAAACUGAAUUGUGUAUGUGAUGAGUUUCAGUGAAUGAUGAGAAGAAAUAGGGCAAAUUGUUAGAGAUUUUGCUAAUCAUUGAAUUCUGUAUUCUGUAGUAGAUUCAGAAGCCAUAAACCCGAAGAUUGGCACUGCAUACAAAAAAUAACAAUAAUGCAGAGAACAAGCUAUGUCUUCUUAACUGCCUGAGUGAAAAGCAAUCAAGUCUAAGAAAUUACAGUAGAUAUUAAGGAAAGAAAUAAUGAUACAGAUGUUUUUCUGUGGAUCAAAAAUAUUUGAUCUAGUUUAAAAAAAAUUAGAAGCUACAAAACCUGCCAUUAGUAUUAUGAUGUGUUAAAAAAAUUUUUUUUUGUUUUCAAGGCAUAUUGGUGGACAAGAAAAUAAAAUCUACCAAAAAAGAGCUCCUAAGCUGCCCUCAAAAUGGAGUUUGCAGUUAAUGUCAGUCAGGAUUCAUCUGUGCAAAAAUCAUUGAUUUCCAGAUUCACCCAGUGUAGCCAGCAAGAAUAUCUGAUCCACAGUGCAUGGAUUCCUUUGAGGAAAACAAAACAAGAAAUCACAAAAAAAAAAAAAAAAAACACAAAAAAAAUACACAAAAAAAAACAAAACUUUUUUUUAUUCAAAAAUAACAAAGUUCUUGUAAGGUAAAUAAUGUAUUUAGCAUGAAGCAUGAAUUAUUUUCAUAUAAAUAUAGAAAAUAGAGAAAAGGCUAUGCCUCUAAUUUUUAAGCCUUUAGGCUUAGAAGUUUUUUGUUUUUUUUGUUCUGGUUGGGUUUUGUUUUUGUUUUUUGUUUUUUUUUUUGUUUUUUUUUUUGUUGUUGUUGUUGUUGAUUUUUUUUUUGUUUGUUUUGUUUUAUUUUUGGUUUUUUGAAGCAGGUGUUUAAGGUUUAACCUUCUUCAGGGACAAACACUGACUGUUGGGGAAUUUACUCUGCAAUAUAUAUAAAUAUAUAUAUAAAUAUAUAAAUAAACUCCACGCUCUGGUAGGGCUUGGAUGGUUGAACUAUACUGCCUUGUCUGAACAUUCAGCCCCUUCUCCCCCCACCCUGACUUCUCUGUUUUAAAAAGUGUGUCCUUUCUCUUUGUCUGUACAUGUCUAACAUGACGCAAUAAUUUGAGGGCAAAUUUAGUAGUGAGUGUAUAUGAUAGAAUCAAGAGAAUAAUGGGAAGCUGAAACUGAGAAAAUCAUGAUGAUUUGGUUCUAGGAUAGAUGGCAGUGAAUAAUUAUGCAAAUUUGCCCCUAAGGAGGAAGAAGAAAUUGCUAACAGGCCUUAUCUGAUAGUGGUGUGAAAUACGGUACAAUGUUCAGGAGACAGGGACACAGGUGGUAGAAAUGCAAUUCCCAGGACAUUUUACAAUAACUAUAGAAUUUAAAAAGAGGCAAGAAGAAGCCCCUGAUCUCCACGUCCUCAGCAUUCUAGAAUAUUGUUCUAAAAUUAUCUGAAUUAUGAGGAUAUACUGCAACAGAACAACCUAGUGAAAAAUAGAAACCUCUUUUAUGUGUCAUUUAUUUUUAAAAAAUGCAAAUAUGCUUAUUUGAGCUUGGGUUUUUCCUCCUUUUCAAAAAACUUUGAAAAGCUAACAGAAAGAUCUGAUAGUUUUUCCGUUACCUCCCCUUCUAAUUACUGAAAUUAGAACCAACCAAUUACUGUCCAAUACAGAAUGGCUUGGGAGGUGAUUUUGAUUAAGAAAUGAAAGGUUUGUGUAAGGGGUUCAAAUCCAUCUGUGGGUAUUUGGUGAGGGAAUGUAGGUCUUUAAAUCAAAGGGUGAAGACCAAUUGGCCUAUACCACAGAGUUGUUUUCCUCUGAUUCAGUGAAGGGGAACUCUUAGUUUUAUAAAUAUAUCACAAGUAGAGCCACUUAAUUGAGCCUGAAUUCAUCUUUUGCCAAUACAGCAGCAUUACUCAGGCAAGAUUCUGUCACUGACUGAAGCACGAGUGUUUUGUUUUUUUUUUUCCUAUCUGGUAAAUGGGGACAGAAAUGGAGGCAAUCUGUUCUCUCAGGUUCACCUAAGUUCCCUUGCACCAUAGUCACCCAAAGGCAGAUUGAAUCUGAGUUCUCCUUUCUCAUUGUUUUAAGCCCCGCAAUCCCUACAGAUUAAUAGAAAAGAUUAUCCACUCCAGCUUCUCUCUAUAAAAUUGUAUUUAUUCCAUAUUCUGCAGAACACAUUCAAGCCUGAUUUUGGCAAGGUAUUGUUAAUUCCAGUUAAUACAUAUAAACAGUUUCUGAUAAUUUCUCUUUUAAAUGAGCAAAGACUUUUUAGAAAACCAUAAAAUAUUUCAUGUAAUUUCUUAUCUCGAUCCUUUUGUGUUCUUUACUCUUGAACCACUUUUUUGCUUAAAUACCUCAAUCAGCAACUUUCCAAGUGUCAUUUUCCCCCAAGUCUCACUUUGUUGGGGGCAAUUUUGGUAGGGGCUCUUUUUCCUUUUUAUUUUGAACAUUACACAUUGUGCACAACCAAAACAAUGAGUCAGUACAGAAUCACAGGAUCUGAAUUGGAAAGGACCUCUGAGGGUAUCCUGUCCAAUCCAUGCCAGACCAAGAGUCUCCUCUGUAACAAAACUGAAACUAGGUCAUGCAGUUUUUCCAUGAAGACCACUUCUUUAGUGGUACCUACUAUCUCUUGAAAAAGCCCUUUCAAUAGUAGCUGUAAUUAUAAGGAAGGUUUUCCUUCCAACAAUCUGAAAUGUGUGUGUCUCCUACUUCCCUUUGCCCCUUCUUCUGUUCUCUGUAGCCAAAUUUAAUCUGUUUUCUGUUUCCCUCUGAUUCUCUUUCCCCUAGUUCCAUCCCAGUGAUCCGAAUAUGGCAUCAUCUUCAAGGCCCUUCACUACCCGUCAUCCUUUUCUGAAUACUUUCCCCUCCUAUUCAUGUUCUUAAAAUGUGGCACUCCAAACUGAGCACAAAUUCUGCAGAUGGGGUCUGACCAGGGCAAAAUGCACUGGAUUUCUCCUUUCCCUUGUCCUGUAUACUAUACUUUUCUAAAUGUAGCACAUGAUAUCAAUUUCCCCCACCCUACCCCCUGUAAUAUCCCUCUAUUCAUUUAUGUAACUUGCCAUCUCCUUCAUUCCCUAAAUCUUUUUCAGAUUUACUGCUGCCUCACCACACCUGACCUAUUUGGAACCUUGGAGGUUAAUUUUCUGAAGCCAUCUUAAGACUUUAUUUACAUAUUUCCUUAGUAAAUUUCAUCUUGUUAUUUUGAUUCUAUGCUCUAGCCUUUUAGGAUCUCUUGUGCUCCUGAUUUUGCUGCCCACUGUGUUGGCCAACCCCCUGAGCUUUGUUUUGCAGUUAGUCUGCAAGUUGGUCAGUAUUGCAUCUAAAACUUUUGGCCAAGUCACUAUGGUGAAUUGCCCCUUAAGAUGCUCUAGUAGACACCUCCUUCCAAAAUGUCAUCUGAUUAUUAAUUACUAUUCUUUGGACCUAAUCUGUUUCUAAUGUACCUGACUUCACUGUAGUUUAGACAUCAUCUGCCCAUCUUUUUCACAUUACUAGAAUGAGAAGACACUAUUCCAAACUUCAUUAAUAUCUAGGUAAUCUUUAUUUACCAUAUUCCCAGGACCUACCAAUCUGCACUUUUAGCAUAGAUAAGAGUCAUUUGGCUAGGGCCAAAAGAUAUGCAUGGAACACUCUAUGAAAAUCAUUGCAAAAUUGUCCUUGAACCCCAUGCUUUCUUACUCUUACUAGUAGCUCUUAGGGCCAACUCUUCCAAAAAGUAAUUGAAUUUAACCAUAUAUAUAUAUAUAUAUAUAAAUGAACAGGGGUAUUGGGGUUAGGGGGGAGAAGGGAGCAGCAAGUGCUAUUUAUAAUGUACCUCAUCUAAGGACAGGAUGGUCAGUGCCUUUGAAGGCAAAGGGAUAGGAGUCAUGCAGUGGGGAAAAAAAAUUUAAGCAAAGCCCUAUUUGUGAAAGAAUAUUUUGCAUAAACUUAAUCCACUUGAGGUCUAAAAAUUCCCUUCCAAAGGUUUGAUCAUUCAAAUUCCAAUACCCAUUUAUUUAUUAGCUUAUCCUAAUAACCUUCCCUACUUAUUGUUAGGAAGUGUUUCUCAUUCUGUUUUCAUAAUUGGUCUUUUGGACCAUGGUAGCUCCAGUGAUUAAAUUAUAUUUCAAUAGCAUUUAAAGCUACCUUAAGUGGCCUAGAGCAUAUUUGUGUUCUGUAACCUGAAAAAACAUAUUAUUGGCUCUAACACAUUUAAGAAAUUAUCUUUAGAUAAUCUUUUUUUUCUUAAAUGCUGUACAUGUAGACAGUUUUAAAAAUUCUGUUCAUUGUAAUUUAAUCUUUCCUCAAUAUUCAGAAAGGGAAUUGCAUUAAUUCUCCUUCUGCCCUAUUCAUAGUGUUUCAUAAACUCUCCUUCCCUAUCCCCAACAGUUUUUUUUUUUUUUAUUUCCAGGAGUUCCUUGGUAUGGUUAUAUAGGAAGUUACCAAACCUUUACUGCAAUGGUGUCCCCUCUUCUCCCUCUCCUCCCCCCCCCAAAAAAAAAAAAAACAGCUAAGCAAGCUAUGAAAGAUUUUUGAACUGAUUCAAUUAUGGUAAUUUUUUUUAAAGGUCUUUGGAAAGCUACAUAAGCACGAAAGAGAUCUGUAACUGGCCUGGAUUGAAAAUCCUUUACCUUUUCUAACACAAAUUCAGGUUAUUUGGGACUAGCGUAGUCGGCAUGCCUUGAAUGGGAUUCAGGAAACACUGAGAUACAAAACAGGAGCUUCUAGAAAGGAAAUCCUUUUGAUGGCUUCUCUCACUUCAUGCCCUCUUCUCCUUCCCCCUGCCCCCCAAGUCCUGCUAUACACAAGGACUAAUCAGUGUCCGAGUGAUGUCAAACAUAUGCCUGAAAAAUGAAGUAUAUGUUAUUCCCCCAUUGUAUUCAUGGGCCUUCAGCCACUCACUGAAAGGACUGAAUAGAAAGGUAACCAGAAGUUACAAGUGAUCUGAUGAGAAGAAUUUAGCAUAUGGGAUUGGAUUAAAUAUGUGUUGUUUUCAUUUUUUUUUUAAACCCACCUCACCUCAUUCAGAAUGGGAAUGGUUUCUUUGUGGUGGAUCACAGAUGCCCAGAUAUUACAAUUUUUGUGUGUAUGUGUGUGAACGAGUAAUUUGUGUAAUAAUCUAGGUUUUCCACCAAAAGACCCUUUGGACCACAUGCAUCCUUCUCUUGACCAUGCCCGCAUUAUCAGUGUUGACUGUUAAAUCCUCAGUAUCAUAGUUCACAGCCCUCCAGUUAUCUAUCAAACACUGUUAUGCACAUAAUCCAGCACUGUGAUCUAAUUUAAAUAAUACUUUUUUAUUAUUUAUACUACUAUAGAUGAUAGACAUCAACACUUUUUUGCUAUAUAACCUAAGUGAUAACCCUCUCUUAGUUACUUGCCAAACUCUGAAAUGUUUGGUUUCUAUCGCAGUUAGCACAGCUACAACAAUGUCGUAACAAUGUCUUUUUUUCCUUUGUAACGUGUGAAUCAAAAGUAUAUACAUUGUGUGUGUGGUUUCUGUUUCAAGAUGGAGUUUUACAAAGGAUUUACACACAACAUUUGAUGUUCUGUAUACUUUUGUGAAUCCGUCUGUCAAUCCCCUCUUACUUGGAGUUAAACACCCACCAAAGUUGGUGGUUCUUUCCCUUUUUUCCCUCUUUUUUUCUAUUCUUCCCUCAUACUGGUUUAUUCUUGAAUUAAGCACAGACUUGUCAACUGGGUUGCUUUAACAUUAAUACUAUACUCAACAUUGAGAUUCUUCCAUGUUUUGACAAAAAAGUGCUAAUUUCAUUGACCAAAAAUUAAGGGAAGGAUAAAGGAAAACAGAAUAAAGAAAAACAAAACAAUUCUUUAAAGUCCAAAUCUGAUGUGUCUAUGGUGCUGCAUCAUUGUUGUUGCACAUUUGAAAAUCAGAGAUGUUACGAUCACUUCUGACUUAACCGUGUUAAUAAGUAGCCUUCCUCGUUGUUGUUGUCUUUGUGAUCAUUGAAACCAAGACUAUUUAUUUGGAAAGAUAUGGACAGUGUUGUAUUUCCCCCUCUGCCCCCACUGUAUUGCAUUUGCAACAGGUGCAGAAUGGCUUUGUCUACCUUUUGCAAAGUAAUUGAUAUUCCAUAUUGGAUUCACAAAGACUUCAAUAUGGUUGAGCUAUCAUACCUAGCAAUCAUAUUUCAUCCUUUUUUAUUAUUGUGGCCUAAAAUCCCCAAUCCCUUCCUAUAGAUUGAAACUGAGCUCACUUUUAGUUAUUUAAACCUGGAAUAUUUCUCUAGUAUGUAUGUGAAGGCCAUUUAUUUAAAGUCAUAUUGUUUGGCAUUCUGUAACCAAUUUCACAUCUGUGUCAUUCACACUCACUACUUUUAACUGCCAUGGUAAAAAUAUGGAAGGGAAAAAAGUAUUUGUGUGUCCAGAAAAUAUUAUACACCUGUACUUUUUUCUACUCUGAUUCUGUAAGACUUCUGAGUUUGGUUGUUGUCUUAACAAAGAAGGGGAGAAAAUGAUAAAGCAAACAAAAGACUGAGAGGUUUAGGAUCGAUGCUUAGGGGUCAGUUGAUUUUCACUGGCCAAUAACCUUAUCUGGCCAAAUUAAUUUCAGUUGAGAAGUAACUUUUCAAAAGCCAAUUUUUUUUCUUGUAUUUGCUGUAUGAAACUGCCAAUAUCAUGAAUAGAAAAGGAGAAACACAAUGGAGGAAUAAAAAAUAAUGUUAAGUUGUAUUUUUUUGUUAUCUAAGUGAGCAGUCUGAAGGCAAGAGCAAGCAGCUGAACUUUAGGGAAUGAGAUGGUGUUGAUUUAGAGGCAUACAUACCUGCAUUUUACAUUUUCUUGAUGUGUAAUCAUAUUGCCAAAGACAAACUAUUUCAUCAAUUAUUGUAAAUAACACUUUUCCCCAAACCUACCAUAAAGUUUCUGUGAUGUAUUGUCUUCCAGUUGCAAUAAAAAUUACUGAGUUGCAUCAAUUGAAGAAAAAAAAUA
Messenger RNA from Sarcophilus harrisii (Tasmanian devil), 9423 nucleotides. It is a transcript of the gene FOXN3, whose product is annotated as forkhead box N3. Bases 391 to 1845 code for a protein of 484 amino acids. Gene Ontology annotation, cellular component: nucleus. NCBI's taxonomy places the organism in Eukaryota, Metazoa, Chordata, Mammalia, Dasyuromorphia, Dasyuridae. Gene Ontology annotation, biological process: regulation of DNA-templated transcription. Gene Ontology annotation, molecular function: DNA-binding transcription factor activity; cis-regulatory region sequence-specific DNA binding. The record is from RefSeq and is a predicted model, not a curated record. The transcript has 10 exons.